Molecule: messenger RNA, 1743 nt
Organism: Chinchilla lanigera (long-tailed chinchilla)
Lineage: Eukaryota; Metazoa; Chordata; Mammalia; Rodentia; Chinchillidae
Product: dipeptidase 3
Exons: 10
Coding region: 203-1642 (479 amino acids)
Biological process (GO): proteolysis
Molecular function (GO): metallodipeptidase activity
Source: RefSeq, a predicted model, not a curated record
CCCCCUGGCGGUUACGAUGCGCGGCGUGAAGGAUCCCAGCGCGACGGUGGCAGUGGCGCGACUGCAGAACCGUCCGAGCCAAGCGGUGUCCUAGGUCACCGGAGUCCACAGUCAGGGACUCUGUCGUCGCCCAGUCCCUUGGCCUAAGAUUUUUAGGUUCUUGUGACAGUCAUCCCUGCCUGCCUCUGCCUCCCUGCUCAAAAUGCAGCUCGCGGCCCUCAAGGGUCCCAAUGUGCUCUGCCCGCGGCCUGUGCUGCAUCUGCUUUUCCUGCUUGUACUCCUGCUGCUGCAGCCGGGAACCUACCCCCAGACCUCGCUGGACACCCGCAGCACCCAGACCUCGUCUGGCACCCCCAGUGCUCCCACCACUGCAGGCACGCCUAGUUCUUGGACCCCUCCGGGCACCCCCAGGUCCCCUGGCCUGCAAGGUCGUGCGAGGGACCUGAUGCGGAACUUCCCAUUAGUGGACGGCCACAACGACCUGCCUCUGGUCCUGAAACAGCGUUUCCAGAACAGGCUGAAGGAUGUGGAUCUGCACAAUUUCAGCCACAGCCAGACCAGCCUGGACAGGCUCAGCGAUGGCCUCGUGGGUGCCCAGUUCUGGUCGGCCUACGUCCCGUGCUAUAGCCAGAACAGGGAUGCCGUGCGCCUCACCCUGGAGCAGAUUGACCUCAUCCGCCGCAUGUGUGCCUCCUACUCUGAGCUGGAGCUGGUGACCUCAGCUGAAGGUCUCAGUAGCACCCGAAAGCUGGCCUGCCUCAUUGGUGUGGAGGGUGGUCACUCACUGGACAGCAGCCUCUCUGUGCUGCGCAGUUUCUAUCUGCUGGGAGUGCGCUACCUGGCACUCACCUUCACCUGUAGCACACCCUGGGCAGAGAGUGCCACCAAAUUCAUAUACGAUCUCUACACCAACGUCAGCGGGUUGACAAGCUUUGGUGAGAAAGUGGUACAGGAAAUGAACCGCCUGGGAAUGAUGAUCGAUUUGUCCUAUGCCUCAGACAACUUGGCAAAGCAGACCCUGAAGCUGUCUCGGGCUCCUGUGAUCUUCUCCCACUCGGCUGCCAGGGGAGUGUGCUACAGUUACCUGAAUGUUCCUGAUAAGAUCCUACAGCUUCUGAAGAAGAAUGGUGGCAUUGUGAUGGUGACCUUGUCCAUGGGGGUGCUGCACUGCAACCUGUUUGCUAACGUGUCCACCGUGGCAGAUCACUUUGACCACAUCAAGGCAGUCAUCGGAUCUGAGUUCAUUGGGAUUGGUGGCAAUUAUGAUGGGUCUGGCCGGUUCCCUCAGGGGCUGGAGGAUGUGUCCACAUACCCCGUGCUGAUAGAGGAGCUGCUGAGUCGGGGCUGGAGUGAGAAAGAGCUUCAAGGUGUCCUUCGAGGAAACCUGCUGCGGGUCUUCAGGCGAGUGGAGCAGGUCAGCAAGGAGAGCCGUGGGCUGCGCCCCGUGGAAGCAGAGUUUCUAGACAGGCAGCAGAGCACGUCCUGCCACUCACACCUCCUGCCUCAGCCUCAGAAUAAUCACCAGAGGGUGACCCAGCCAGCCAACCAGGUCUCCCAGAGCCCCUUAAAAACCUCCCCACACGCUGUUCUAGGCCUCACAGCUACUGCUACCCUCCCGGUCCUCAUCCUCUGGCUCUGGUAACCAGGUCAGUCCUGAAGAAACCACUGUAAGAGAGUUCCACAAAGUCCCCCUUCUAAUGGCCCAGCGUAUGGCAAGAAUAAACAUCUGAGACUUGGAGCCAA